This is a messenger RNA of Aspergillus niger, 411 nucleotides long. RefSeq lists its product as hypothetical. The record is from RefSeq and is a predicted model, not a curated record. The transcript is spliced from 4 exons. NCBI's taxonomy places the organism in Eukaryota, Fungi, Ascomycota, Eurotiomycetes, Eurotiales, Aspergillaceae. The coding region runs from base 1 to 411 and encodes 136 amino acids.
AUGACUGCGCAAAGAUUUGAACAUCAGGCCCCAUUGACGGAACGAAGUCCCGGGCUACUUCAAUUACCUACUGAGAAUUUAUUGUGCAAACAACUUAAUCGGCCAACAACACUGUCAUUCUUGCUCGUGUCUCCUUCAGCCAAUUUCAUGAAUAUCAAGGUCCUGCGCCCUGUAGCGAAUCAUCCACAUUUCAGACAACUUGUCACCGAGAUUACGUGGGACGACGAAUGCAAGGACAACAUCCAUGGUAGAAGACGGCAGAACGACCGCGAUGUGAACAGGCACGACCAUAUGGGUCGCCAGCAGCAGGUGGAUGCACACAUGCCUCAUGUGGAGUACGUUACAAUCCGAGUAUUUCAUUAUAGAACUCAAUAUCCCGUUCCACUGGGAUGGCAGAUUGCCCGUGACUAA